UCCAGGGUGAAGAAAUGGCGCUGGAUCAGAGGCAGGGGAAGCCAGUAGUGCAAUGCCCCGUCUGCUCACAGGAGAUGCAGAGCUUCAGGAUCAAUACCCACCUGGACCAGUGUCUGGGUCUCCGGCUGGGCACUGAGGAGGGAGGGGAGGCUGCUGCUGCUGCAGAAUGCAACAGCGAAGGGGAGCCCGGCAGCAAGAGAGCGCGCUUGUCGCCGGCGCGGGGCGAUGGAACGUUGCCCGGAGGUAGCGGGCGCGAGGCUGCAGCCGGCGGCGGCACCACCACCAGCAGCAACAGCAGCAGCAGCGUCUCCCCGGGACCGGCGCGGGGCGAUGGAACGUUGCCCGGAGGCGCCCCGGCAACCGCCGCCCCGCUCUCCCAGCGGCCGUCGCCGUCGCCUGGUUCCCCCGGCCGGCUCGGGAGCUCGCCUACCCGGCCCAGCCUCUCUUCCCCCAGCCCCGCCGAGGUGCAGGACAAGCUGGUGUCGUUGCAGCAACUGGAGGCCAAGCCCCUGGCGGAGAUCAUGAGGCCCAGUGCCUUGGCCGAACUCAUUGGCCAAAACAAAGUCUUGGGUGAAGAAACCCUCCUGAGGACUCUGCUGGAAUCGCAUGAAAUCCCAUCCAUCAUCUUGUGGGGCCCACCAGGAUGUGGCAAAACAUCAUUAGCCCAUGUUUUAGCCAUGAACAGUAAGAAGCAGAGUAGUACGAGAUUUGUCAGUCUUUCUGCUACAAGUGCAUCCACAGACAUCAUUCGAGGGGUUGUAAAACAAGCUCAAAAUGAACGAAAGCUAUUCAAAAGAAGAACAAUUGUAUUCUUUGAUGAAAUUCACCACUUCAAUAAAGCACAACAGAACAUUUUGCUGCCUCACGUCGAGUGUGGAACAAUCACAUUGAUUGGUGCGACAACAGAGAACCCUUCCUUUCAGAUCAACUCAGCAUUACUGAGUCGCUGCCGUGUCAUCGUUCUUGAGAAGCUGUCAGUAGAGGCUAUGGAAACUAUUCUGUUACGUGCUUUAAACUCCCUUGGGAUCAGUAUACUGGGACAGGAUAAAGAAGCUGGCUCUAUGGAUGGCAGCAAAGAGACUAAGUUGCACAUUUCUAUUGAACCAGAAGCAAUACGCAGCAUUGCCUACCUAUGUGAUGGCGACGCGAGGACUGCAUUAAAUGGACUUCAUCUUGCCAUUCAAGCAAAAGUUGCAGAAACAAAAAAGGCCCAGAACAAUAAUUUACAGAAAAAUGCCCCAUCAAAGAAGAUUGUAAUUAAGGAAACGCAUAUAAAAGAAGGACUCCAAAGAUCUCACAUACUGUACGAUCGAGCAGGUGAGGAACAUUAUAAUUGCAUAUCAGCACUGCACAAGACCAUGCGAGCCUCUGAUGAGAAGUCUGCUCUCUAUUGGCUGGCAAGGAUGCUAGAAGGUGGUGAGGAUCCACUGUAUGUAGCACGGAGACUGGUGAGGUUUGCCAGUGAAGAUGUAGGACUAGCAGACCCUUUGGCUUUGACCCAGGCGGUAUCUGCUUACCAAGGAUGCCAUUUUAUAGGGAUGCCUGAAUGCGAGGUUAUUUUAGCACAAUGUGUAACAUACCUGUCUAGAGCACCAAAGUCUGUUGAGGUUUACAUGGCAUAUGAAGCUGUUAAAGAGUCUCUGAGGAAUCACAAAGGCCCGUUGCCUCCUGUCCCACUGCACCUAAGAAAUGCACCUACAAAACUCAUGAAGGAUCUUGGCUACGGAAAAGGCUAUACGUAUUGCUCUUUCAGCAAGCCGGAAGACAGUCCCUGUCCAAGUAAAGAAUAGGCGCUUUAUUGCAAUGGGCUCCCCCACAACCUCCCAUUUAACAAAGACAGUUCUAUUGUCUUGGUCAAUCUAACAGUAGGAAGUAAUGCUGUGAAAGAAAUAUCAACCAGCAAGAGAAAGGAAACUGAUGUACAACUGCAAUCAUGUUACUUCUGUCAGCACCCCCUGCCAAUUUCAUCUCGAGCAUAAUCUUUCUAAAAAGGUAGAAAAUUGAAGAGAAAAGUUUAGGAGUAAGAACAAAGGACCGCAACCAAACUUUGGCAAUCCAUUCCAUUUCUUUGAGGGACCCUCUGGUGUCACAGUAGUUAACAGCUGGAGACCAGUUGAACUCUUGUCUAAUUAGCACAUCAGUGAAGAAAGAUGAAUAUUUUACUGGACUCAUGAAGAUAGACAAGUAAUUGAGUUUUUGCUAUUCAUACAUGUCACUACACCGUCGUGAGCUUUUUGCCUAAAGAUACACAGAAGAAACAAAAUCAAAGGUGCACUUUACUGCUGGAAAUGUCCUGUAUUUUCCCUUGAUAUUACCUAGGAGGUAUUGGCUUAUCACAUUCUCAGACCAUUCUAAAUUCCUUUACGUACAAUGAUUAUUUUGAAGUGUAGCCUCUGUUGUUAGGCACACAGGAUCACAAGGCUCCAUAAACAAAAAAAAGCUGGACAGGAGUAUGGAUGCCUAAAAGAGAUUAGAUUGAUACUCCAUUAGCCAGAGUUUGCACCCAGCAAAAUUUCUGCUUUUUAAUGGACUUUCUUUUCUAGAAACUUAAAUUCCACGCAAAUGCACAGAAUACCAAGUUCACCAUCAUUGUAACAAGAUUAAUAAUCUGGAGAACCCUUGGGGUUGUUUUUGGAAAUGGAGAUCUUUUUUGGUGUAAUAGAGGAUGAAUUGGAAUUGAGACCCCUUGUUAAGGCAGAAUAAAAGUAGCUUUACUGUGCAUUUGCCCCUGUAUUGGUACCACCUAGCUCGAUCUUCAUCCCCAACAUAGACAUCCCUCACCUUGAUCAACAAAAAAAUUCAUCAGAAACUUGUAUCUGGUUUCUCGAGAUGAGGUAACCCAUUCAUAAAGCUUACAAAUGGCUGAGGAUACAAUGAGAGGAAAAGACCAAUGUUGUGAUUGUAAAAAGUUAUAUGCAGGUCUAUAGAGUAUAUUUUCAAUGAUUUUUUUCAGUGUUCUUAUUUGUACAGUUUUGCAAAUUGUACAUUUUCUAAACAAUUACAAUAUGUAUUAUUGGUUAGUUUACAAAAUAUAAAAUUUUUCAUUAAAUAUUUGCUGGUUAUCCUGAAAUUUGUUCCACCCAUAUCUUGGAAUUUUGGUUUUGCUUCAUAUCCAAGUUGGUGUCUAAUAUUAAAUAAAACACCACGGCAGAUUUGUCAAAAAUGUCAGGAAAGCAUUUAAACUAUAUGCAACAACAACUUGUAUUUCUAUAGCACCUUUAUCAACUCAGAUGUGUCAUCAAAUAAAAUAUUGUUUAAAAA
Carcharodon carcharias (great white shark) is the source of this 3261-nucleotide messenger RNA. It is a transcript of the gene wrnip1, whose product is annotated as WRN helicase interacting protein 1. Gene Ontology annotation, biological process: DNA repair; DNA-templated DNA replication; regulation of DNA repair. The record is from RefSeq and is a predicted model, not a curated record. Gene Ontology annotation, cellular component: nucleus. Gene Ontology annotation, molecular function: enzyme activator activity; DNA binding; single-stranded DNA helicase activity. The transcript has 7 exons. The coding region runs from base 15 to 1790 and encodes 591 amino acids. NCBI's taxonomy places the organism in Eukaryota, Metazoa, Chordata, Chondrichthyes, Lamniformes, Lamnidae.